UGUCCACACCCUUGCUCCUGAAAGCCGUGGCUGGCUUCUUCCAAGAAGAGCUUUAAGGGAUGGAACAAACAUCUCCUCCCCGGAAAAAUAAAAGGUCAUGCACAAGAUUAUUUUGGGCAGUGUUUCCUCAUGCCUGCUUCCUCGCUUCUCUAGUGAUCUAUGCUUUGCUGGGGGCUGUCAUGUUCUCUCACAUUGAGGGGAACAGGAAGAUCACUGAGAGUAAAGAAUAUGAAGAUUUUAUGCACAGUCUGUGGAACAUCUCGCAAAAUUUAUCAGCGUACGCAGAAAACUGGUCAGAAGUUAAGGAGCUAUUUAAGAACAAAACUGUUCCUCUGCUCAAGGAUGCUAGAUCCGAAUGGUUUGCCAAUCCAAAAGAACAAUGGUCCUUCCUGGGGUCUCUGUUUUUCUGCUGUACUGUAUUCACAACAGUGGGUUAUGGCCACACCUACCCUAUAACGAAGCUUGGGAAAUACUUGUGUAUGUUAUAUGCUUUUUUUGGCAUCCCUCUGAUGUUCUUGGUUCUGACUGACAUGGGAGACAUCCUGGCAACUAUCUUGUCCAAGUCCUACAAUGAAUUCAGAAAACUUCAGUCAAAAAUUCUAACUUGCAAACUGUGCUGCAAGAAAAACAGGGACACCAAAGAUGGGAUGUCGCUACUUAUGAAACAAAGAAUAGUGAUCCGCGAACCCCUGAGUAUCACAGAAGUGCUGAAAAGUCAAUCCUCUGUUAUAAGGAAAUCACAGCAAAGCCGCAAUGUUGAAAUAUUUGAAAUGCUAAUUGCCAGAGAAAAUCAGUACCUCGCACCAUCAGUAAAUAAAAAACUUGAAAGAUGGAGUUCAUGUCCUGAACUAGACAGGAGAAAGAUGAUGAGCCAUGUCAUUGACAACUUUGACAAAAUAGGAAAAGAACUUGAAAAGCUAGAUGUGCCCAUCAUUUUAAUGGCACUGAUUGUCUUUGCAUACAUCUCCUGUGCAGCAGCUAUUCUUCCAAAUUGGGAGCAAAUGAAUUUUGAGGAAGCAUUUUAUUUUUGCUUCAUCACGUUGACAACCAUUGGGUUUGGAGACAUUCACCUGCAACAUCCCAACUUUUUCUUGUUUUUUUCCCUCUACAUUGUAAUUGGCAUGGAAGCAGUCAUCAUUGCAUUUAAACUGGGCCAAGAUCGAUUGAUCUCUUUUUACAAAAAUUUGAUUUCAUACUUUGGUCAGAAAAAGGCAACCCAAUAUAAGCAGGCUCCAUUUACAAAACAUGUAUUGCAGCAGCCCCUGACACAUUCACUGGCAAUUGCACUAAAGUGAAAUUGUCACCUCCAUUUCCUCUCCCUCCCUUAUGGAAAGCUGACAGGGGACAUAUGUUCCUCCUUGCUUUAACACGUGCCCCACUUUCUCCAAAAUCAGUGGGAAUGUGCUGUACAUGAAUUCUGCACAAACGAAGUUUCAUAGUUUCAUAGUAGUUUGGGGUCAGAAGAGACCUAAAUAGAUCAUCUAGUCUGACCCCCUACCACUGGCUGGAUCACACGACCCCAGACAGGUCUUCAUCCAACCUCUUUUUGAAUUUACCCAAGGUAGGAGCAAGGACUACUUCCCUAGGAAGUUGGUUCCAGAUCCUAGCCACCCUAACAGUGAAAUAGUGCCUCCUAAUCUCUGAAGUGUAUAACUAGAAAUAAGAACCAAAACAACACGAGGAAAAAGAAUAGAAUACUUCCACAUCUGGGUUCACAUCAGUCUUAUGACCCCUGGCAAUGGACCUUUCACUUCCUGCAGGCAUGGUCUCCAGAUGAACCAACUUAUAGGCCAACCCCUGAGCAUCUGCACAGGCAAAACUGAGGCAAAAUUCAUAUUCACCUGAGUCAACCAGUGCCUAGUCCCCUGCCUGCUUUUUGUCGUAUUACUCAAUCCAUCGUGAAUAUUAAUGUUAUUGUUACUGGGAUUAUCAAACAGAGUUGGGAAAUGGAGAUGCUUCCCCAACUGCUGUUUGCUCAUAACCUUAUACAUUGUAAACACUUACACUCCACAAUGGUCAGUAUGAACUUAAAAUAAAAAUAGAUAAAAUUUCAGUUCCUCCCCCAUCCAGCUGUUUUACAGUAUCAGAAAGUGCAAAGCAGCCAAAAAGCUGCCAAUCAAUGAGUAACU
Alligator mississippiensis (American alligator) is the source of this 2129-nucleotide messenger RNA. RefSeq names its product potassium two pore domain channel subfamily K member 18 (gene KCNK18). Gene Ontology annotation, molecular function: potassium ion leak channel activity. Gene Ontology annotation, biological process: potassium ion transmembrane transport; stabilization of membrane potential. Gene Ontology annotation, cellular component: membrane. The coding region runs from base 60 to 1295 and encodes 411 amino acids. Lineage: Eukaryota; Metazoa; Chordata; Crocodylia; Alligatoridae. The transcript has 3 exons. The record is from RefSeq and is a predicted model, not a curated record.